Molecule: messenger RNA, 1520 nt
Organism: Rhipicephalus sanguineus (brown dog tick)
Lineage: Eukaryota; Metazoa; Arthropoda; Arachnida; Ixodida; Ixodidae
Product: E3 ubiquitin-protein ligase MARCHF3-like
Exons: 2
Coding region: 201-1166 (321 amino acids)
Biological process (GO): protein ubiquitination
Molecular function (GO): zinc ion binding; ubiquitin-protein transferase activity
Source: RefSeq, a predicted model, not a curated record
GCCGUUACUAUGUAAGAUUACAAGAUAUGUCGAGUUAACGUUUCGCCAAGCAGGCGAGAAGGUGUUCAAGGUUUACACAGCCUUUCAUUCGCGAUCGAAUUACAUUGGUCUGCGGAACAAAGGAAGAGGUCAGUAUAAAGAGAAGUGUCAGCUGUUUUGCGUAUGCUUUCGUACCUCUUGCGAGCAGAAUCACAUACGCUAUGCCCAAUGACCAGAACAAGAAUCCGAACGCGGAAACAAGCGCGUCUUCCCUGCAAUCAGUGCCCAGAGAAGAGGAGAGCUGCCGGGUGUCCUGGUCCUCGCCAUCCUCUUCGCAGUGCCCCGAGGCCCGCAGUGUUCGCCAUUCCCCGUAUAUCAGUAACUUCACCGAGUCUUCAAUAUCACCCGGGGUCAACGACCCGCCUACAUUCGCAAACUCGAGUCUAAAUGGUGGAGACGGCGACGUUGCACGGUCCAAGGACGACAAAGUGCCGCCGCUAGGCAUCCCUGAAUUGGUAAGCGAUUCCGAGAAUGACCCCGCGGAUGACAACGUCUCGCUCGAUAAGCCCACUGGUAGCUGCAACGAGGAUGGGAGCAGCGAAGUCAUGUGUAGGAUCUGCCGUGAAGGCGUCGAAGAAGAACCGCUCGUGUCGCCUUGCAGCUGCUCUGGCACCAUUGGCUUCAUGCAUGUGUCCUGCCUCGAGCAUUGGCUUAACAGUCAGAACGUGGACGUCUGCGAACUCUGCGGUCAGCGUUUCCCGAUGGCGGCCCAACCUAGAAGCGUGCUUAGGUUCUUCCACUAUAUUUCGCAGGAUGGGUGGCUGUGGCGGGCGCUGCUGGGCGACCUUUUAAUCUUGUUUCUCUUGAUUAUGGUCACAGUAAUUUUGGUCGCCUUUAUGCUGCAGUCAUUGUUGUCGGAAGAGCGUCAGUGGGGUAGUUUUGUCGAAUGGGUUUCCAUUGGCGUCAUACUGUGUUACAUCAGUUACUUCUUACUCUGUUGCUACAUAGGUAUGUUCAACAAGCUGCGUGAUUGGCACCAUAGGUUCAUGGCGUGGCAGUUAGCGCAUCCGGUGCGCCGGAUCAGGACGAUGCCUUCCGCAAGAGAAAGCACCCUUGGCCGGCCAGAACGCAACGACGAGCGGGCAGCAGGAGACCCAGCCACGCCAAGUUGGCGUCGCCGCCGAUAGCAUCAGCAAGAGAAAACCGACGACUUAACAUCACGAUGGCGGCGAUCAAUACAAGCCGUUUCAACCACCGCCAAAAACUCUUUGCAAGCAGACCACCCAUCUAUGGUUACUCCGUGCUUCAGACAAGCUACGUGUUUGUGGCGUUCGCAGGCUUUAUCUACAUGACAGCGUUUAAUGCAUCAGCGAUGUUCAUGGUGCUUCCAUUUUAUUAUGUCAUGCUAUCUGGUAUGCAAUUUAUUUCAUGCUCAUGUGCUAGAUAAUCGCAUCAUUUCCUGUAUUUUAGUAUUUUAUUACUCCACCGUACUCGGAAUAAAAUCCCGGUUUUAUGUCUAUUAAAAGGUGUGCAUAAUUGUU